Messenger RNA from Glycine soja, 1541 nucleotides. Its product is annotated as putative exosome complex component rrp40. The coding region runs from base 411 to 1070 and encodes 219 amino acids. The record is from RefSeq and is a predicted model, not a curated record. Gene Ontology annotation, biological process: nuclear polyadenylation-dependent rRNA catabolic process; TRAMP-dependent tRNA surveillance pathway; poly(A)-dependent snoRNA 3'-end processing. Gene Ontology annotation, molecular function: RNA binding. Lineage: Eukaryota; Viridiplantae; Streptophyta; Magnoliopsida; Fabales; Fabaceae. The transcript has 12 exons. Gene Ontology annotation, cellular component: nuclear exosome (RNase complex); cytoplasmic exosome (RNase complex).
UUGUAAAUAAAAUCCAUUGACGUCAUUUUGCCAAUAAAUUUAAUGAGAAGAAAGGGAAGUGAACUUAGCAAGGAGACCUAUCGUCGCACUUUCAUUACCAUACACACUCACUCUCUCGUCUCUGACCCUUCGCUCAAACACUCAAACCUAACCUAACCUCUCAACAAGACAACUUACCUCAUUCAGCCCUUCUUAUUUGACUAGCUACUUUUUUAGUUUUCUCAAGGUUUCGGAGAGGGAUAGCUUUGAUCGGUAUCACUGUGUUGUUGUGACCGAACUGUUAUGCUCUCUUUUGGACCUUUGGUGUUGUCAUUGAAAGAAUUUUGUAGCUGAGAGGUAUAGACAUUUAACAGUUACAAAUAAGAGUUGUUGAAGGGCUAUUUAUUCUGGGUCCUUUUUGUGUUCAAUAAAUGGAGACAAAAUCCACCAGUUCAUUUACAAACUUAGUAGACCAAUCAGUGUGUCCUGGAGAUGUGGUUCUUGAUCUUUCUAAAAUGAUAAACCACACAAUUAAACUUGGAGGCGGUCUACGACAGGAUUGUGAUGCAAUUUCUGUAAUGAAGGCUGGCAGACUCAGGUUCUCAAAGCCUCAUAAAUACUGGGUUGAAAAUUCUCAGAAGAGGUAUGUGCCAUAUGCAGAGGAUUCUGUUCUUGGAAUUGUUGUAGACUCCAGAUCAGAUAACUUUCUUGUGGACAUAAAAGGACCAACUUUAGCAUUUUUACCGGUGCUUGCAUUUGAAGGAGGAACUAGAAGAAAUAUACCUAGGUUUGAGAUAGGUACUUUGAUUUACGUGCGGGUUAUAAAAGCAAACCCUGGAAUGAAUCCAGAGCUAUCGUGCACUGAUGCCAGUGGGAAAGCUGCAGAAUUUGGUGCCCUAAAAGAUGGCUAUAUGUUUGAGUGUACAACAGGUCAAUCAAGGAUGCUUCUCAGUUCUCCCACAUGUCCAGUACUUGAUGCUUUAGGGAAGAAACUGUCCUUUGAGAUAGCAGUUGGCUUAAAUGGACGUGUUUGGGUCGAUGCAGCAUCUCCACACACAACUAUUGUUGUAGCUAAUGCGAUUAUGAACUGAGACAUUGAGUGGUGCUCAGCAGAGAAUAAUGGUUGAAAAGCUGCUGCAGAGGAUCCAGUGUUCCUUCCAUUUUUGAUUGGCCAUUCAUAUAGUCCCUUGUGAUUUCAAUUUCAUAGCAGAAUACUUGUUUUGCAAUUGUCAUCUUAUGCCAUUUCCAAUUUAUAAAGUGCGUACUUUUUAUGUGCUACCAAAUACCAAUGCUUCUGCAGGGCGAACACUCUCCACUAGACUAGCCCCACUAGCUAAAGGGCACAAAGGAUUAUCAACACCUUCAUGUUUAAUGUGACUUACAUGAUAUUUAUAAGAAUUGAGAAGUUCUCUUACUAUUUACUAGGAGUUUACUUUUCUGGUUACAUUAUUCUGUGUCUGCAAAAUUCAACAACAAAGCCUACUAGGUUACAUGAGUUGUACGAUGUCAUUGGUUUCCGCAAAAUAUAUGAAUAGAAAGCCAGUCCUUAGCUUUGUUAUUUA